UGUUUUUUCAAAUGUAUGUUUCUGAAUUGAGCAUAAAGCCAGAAGAUGAUUUGGUUUGACCUCAUUCAGAAAAUAGUCUUACUUUUUCUUACUGGAUCUGGAAUUUUAGGAAAUGUCCUAAUAUUUGUGAGGCAUGUACGCACAUUAGUCGUGGGUCCUGAGAGAAAACCCAUAGACCUUAUUCUGAUUAACUUGACUUUUUCAAACACAAUCAUUACUUGUCACACCGGGAUCAUAUAUGUAGCUGCGGUUUUCUCUUUCGGAAAUUUCCUAAGUGAUGCUGGUUGUAAAACUGCAGUCUAUCUGUCAAGAAUGGCCCGGGGCCUUUCCAUCUGCACCACCUGUCUCCUCUGCAUGGUCCAGGCUGUCACCAUCAGUCCCAGUACCACCCUGUGGAGAAAGCUCAAACCACAGACUGCAUGGCAAGUUCUUCCCCAUCUCUUCCUGUUUUGGGUCCUAAAUUCCCUGAUAAGCUCCAACUUGCUCCACUACAUCACAGCAGGCAGCAGUGUGAACAGGUCUGGGGUUGGAAUGUAUACUGGGUAUUGCUAUAUGCUGCCGCCCAGGCACAUUAUUAAGUGGCUUUUCCUCUCUCUAAUGACUCUUCGUGAUGCCAUCUUUCAGACUGUCAUGGGCUGGAGCAGUGGCUCCAUGGCUCUCCACCUGUAUAAACAUCACAAGCGUGUCCUCUACCUUCACAGCUCCCGGUUUGUGAACAAUUCCAGCCCAGAAAUCAGAGCUGCACAGAGCACUCUCAUUCUCAUGGCCUGCUUCCUCUGCUUUUAUUGGGCAGAUUUCAUUUUCUCCUUCUACAUGGGUUCCACCUUGGUACAGUGUUCCAUAAUGCUGAUUAUUAAAUCAUUUCUAGGGACAGGGUAUGCUGCGCUCAGCCCCUUCGUCCUGAUCAGCAGAGAAGGAUGUGGGGCUAAGUCCUGCAGUGCUCACAGAUAA
Molecule: messenger RNA, 951 nt
Organism: Nannospalax galili (Upper Galilee mountains blind mole rat)
Lineage: Eukaryota; Metazoa; Chordata; Mammalia; Rodentia; Spalacidae
Product: putative vomeronasal receptor-like protein 4
Exons: 1
Coding region: 46-951 (301 amino acids)
Biological process (GO): G protein-coupled receptor signaling pathway
Cellular component (GO): membrane
Molecular function (GO): pheromone receptor activity
Source: RefSeq, a predicted model, not a curated record